Molecule: messenger RNA, 150 nt
Organism: Capronia epimyces CBS 606.96
Lineage: Eukaryota; Fungi; Ascomycota; Eurotiomycetes; Chaetothyriales; Herpotrichiellaceae
Exons: 1
Source: RefSeq, a predicted model, not a curated record
AAGGACUCAUUUGACGAAGCCGACGACAUUGGCACAUCUUGUGCAGUAGUAAGAGUUCAUGCCGAACCUGACAGCACCACUUUGGUGCAGUGGGAGGGAAGUGUCUAUAGUCAGGGACCGUUGACACCGGGAGCAGCGAACGAUAUCCAG